GCGACAAAUACAGGCUACAGGUCGCUCUGGUCAUCGGGGUAUUUUACGCAAGAGGCAGGAGGAGCUUGGCAAAAGUGAACAGUCUCCGGAGGCGUCGUGAUCGACACCAUGAACUGACACCAUCUCGCCCAAAACUCGCGCAUGUCUGAGCAAUGGGCGAGACUUGAAGCACCAUGACUCCGACGCACUCUUCCGAAAUGCUUCUUCCAGCUCCACUGUGCAUGUUCCUUUCAAGGUGCACCCCUGCAAUGCAACACAAUAAACCCAGCCUGCACACCAGGCGCGUGUGUGUAAUGCCAAAUCUGCGCGCCAUCUUGAUCAUCACCUUUUACCUCGAUACAGCCAUUGCCUGCCGUAUCUUGCCUCGUUGGUGGCACUCGCCCUCAAUCUGCUGCCGCCUUAUCUGCCAUGUCACUAAAGGUUGGGCUGGGUAUAUCGGCAUGCAUCGUGCUAGUUCCCAAAGAAGGAGGUGGUUUCUGCACUUGUGUGCUUUUAAGCUUAAUGCUAAGCGGGUCUUGGAUGGUCAGCGGACAAAGACGAUAUGACUGCACACGACACCAAUCGAAUCCCGCACCACAACAAGUGGCCCAGAAAUUCGAAGAAAGUGUGCCAUCGUCCUUAACAUCUUGCCCGACGCUUCUGUCAUUCGUUCGCUGCCUAUCAUUAGAACGGUCAUGUGAAUGUCGUUAUCCCUGUGGGUAGGGCUCCACCGAUUGUGUGCUCACACAUGAUGCU
Molecule: messenger RNA, 735 nt
Organism: Bipolaris sorokiniana ND90Pr
Lineage: Eukaryota; Fungi; Ascomycota; Dothideomycetes; Pleosporales; Pleosporaceae
Exons: 1
Coding region: 174-545 (123 amino acids)
Source: RefSeq, a predicted model, not a curated record